CCGCGAAGCCUCCCGUCUGUCCCGCCGUCUGUCUGGCGCGAGGGGAGCGGGGCAGAGGCGGCGGACACUGCCCGCCCAUCCCCGCUGACCAGCAUGGCCAACUUCACACCAGUCAACGGCAGCGCGGGCAACCAGUCCAUGCGCCUGGUCACGUCCACCCAUAACCGCUACGAGACAGUGGAGAUGGUGUUCAUCGCCACGGUGACGGGCUCGCUGAGCCUGGUGACUGUCGUGGGCAACAUCCUGGUGAUGCUGUCCAUCAAGGUCAACAGGCAGCUGCAGACAGUCAACAACUACUUCCUGUUCAGCCUGGCGUGUGCAGAUCUCAUCAUAGGCGCUUUCUCCAUGAACCUCUACACCGUGUACAUCAUCAAGGGCUACUGGCCCCUGGGCGCCGUGGUCUGUGACCUGUGGCUGGCCCUGGACUACGUGGUGAGCAAUGCCUCCGUCAUGAACCUUCUCAUUAUCAGCUUUGACCGCUAUUUCUGCGUCACCAAGCCCCUCACCUACCCUGCCCGGCGGACCACCAAGAUGGCAGGCCUCAUGAUCGCUGCGGCCUGGGUCCUGUCCUUUGUGCUCUGGGCACCUGCCAUUUUGUUCUGGCAGUUUGUGGUGGGCAAGCGGACAGUGCCUGACAACCAAUGCUUCAUCCAGUUCCUGUCCAACCCAGCAGUGACCUUCGGCACAGCCAUUGCUGCCUUCUACCUGCCCGUGGUCAUCAUGACGGUGCUCUACAUUCACAUCUCCCUGGCCAGUCGCAGCCGAGUCCACAAGCACCGGCCCGAAGGCCCAAAGGAGAAGAAGGCCAAGACUUUGGCCUUCCUCAAGAGCCCCCUGAUGAAGCAGAGCAUCAAGAAACCCCCGCCAGGAGAAGCUGCUCGAGAGGAGCUGCGCAACGGGAAGCUGGAGGAGGCCCCUCCACCAGCCCUGCCACCACCGCCGCGCUCAGUGGCUGACAAGGACACUUCCAAUGAGUCCAGCUCGGGCAGUGCCACCCAGAACACCAAGGAACGACCACCCACGGAGCUGUCGACCACAGAGGCCACCACGCCUGCCAUGCCUGCCCCUCCCCUGCAGCCACGGGCCCUCAACCCAGCCUCCAAAUGGUCCAAGAUCCAGAUUGUGACGAAGCAGACGGGCAAUGAGUGUGUGACAGCCAUCGAGAUUGUGCCUGCCACGCCAGCUGGCAUGCGUCCGGCGGCCAAUGUGGCCCGCAAGUUUGCCAGCAUUGCUCGCAACCAGGUGCGCAAGAAGCGGCAGAUGGCAGCCCGAGAGCGCAAGGUGACACGGACCAUCUUUGCCAUUCUGCUGGCCUUCAUUCUCACCUGGACACCCUAUAAUGUCAUGGUCCUGGUGAACACCUUCUGCCAGAGCUGCAUCCCUGACACAGUAUGGUCCAUCGGCUACUGGCUCUGCUAUGUCAACAGCACCAUCAACCCUGCCUGCUACGCUCUCUGCAAUGCCACCUUCAAAAAGACCUUCCGGCACUUGCUGCUGUGCCAGUAUCGGAACAUUGGCACUGCCAGGUAGGCAGGCAGGGGUGCUCUAGAAGGUGCUGGUGUUGCAUAUGUGUGCUGGGGGACCACGAGGCUCACCUGCUGUGGGGAAGAGUUGGAGGCACUGUUCCGCACUCACAUUUGCUGAAGAGGAGAGCUGAAGACUCCAAGACCCUGUGAGUCUCAGGAAGAGGCUUGGGCUGGCUUCAGAGACCAGCUCUCUGCUUGGGCUGAGGAGGCUCAGCCCUAGGAGUGUCUGAACCGGGACCACCCGGCCCAUCUCUGUUGCCCCCCCUCAGGGAGCUGGGGGGCACAGGCCUGGGCAGGCACCUGCCCCACUGUGACCAACCAUCAGCAUAGUGAAAGGAUGAACAUCUGGAGAGGAGCAGAAGCCCAGGACCUUCUCGGGUGGAGCAAAGGGGCCAGUGCUUGGGAAAAGAGGCUUGGGAAGGGAGUGGAAGCGUGGGGUCCCUUAUUCUGCUGUAAUUGGUGCUUUCUACCCUCCUGUACCCCGCAUGUAGGCUCCAUCCCUCCCCACAAAUCCCAUUCCGGGGCAGAAACCUCCCCUCCCUGCAGCUACUCAGGCUGAGUGGGCUCUGAGGCAUUGCAGCACUGUACUCACAGCAGGACAGGGUAGCUGGGAGGUCAGGGAUCCACAUUCAGGAACCCAGGUCCAGCCUCCUGCAGGUCCCAGGAUGAGCCAAGAGAGGUCCACCUUAUUGUGAAGAACCCCCUCUCCCACCCCCUGCCCCAAGGAGAGGGCUUGUCCCAGAUCACAAGCCAAGUGAGGGUGGAGCUGUGGGCAGUGUUCCCAUCUGCCCUCUUCGAACCUCUUCCCCGCUGCCUAGCAACCUCCAUCUCUCCUUUCCCAGUGGGUAGAAACUUUCUGAUUGGCAGGGGGCUGGACCUUUCACUGGUGAGGCUGAGAUGGGAGUGUCAGUUCUGAGUUAUCAGGUCCCCUUCCCCAGCCCCGUCCCUUGGAGGGAUAAGGACUGAAAGGCUUAGGGGAUUUGUUGGAGGACCUUUAGGGGGUCCUGGCAGAAAUUUCGUAAGUGUUUUGCUUCUUCCAUGAGCUUUGGGGAGCACUCACCACCAAGCCCCCAACCCCCUUAAACCCACCAGUCCCCACAGCCUUGUCUUUCUCCCACCUUCCCACCCCCAAAUAAAUUUCCACAGCAAA
Messenger RNA from Galeopterus variegatus (Sunda flying lemur), 2676 nucleotides. It is a transcript of the gene CHRM4, whose product is annotated as cholinergic receptor, muscarinic 4. The record is from RefSeq and is a predicted model, not a curated record. Gene Ontology annotation, molecular function: G protein-coupled serotonin receptor activity; G protein-coupled acetylcholine receptor activity. The coding region runs from base 94 to 1530 and encodes 478 amino acids. NCBI's taxonomy places the organism in Eukaryota, Metazoa, Chordata, Mammalia, Dermoptera, Cynocephalidae. The transcript has 2 exons. Gene Ontology annotation, cellular component: dendrite; plasma membrane; synapse. Gene Ontology annotation, biological process: chemical synaptic transmission; G protein-coupled receptor signaling pathway, coupled to cyclic nucleotide second messenger; adenylate cyclase-inhibiting G protein-coupled acetylcholine receptor signaling pathway.